AUGGGUGAUGAAGGCAAUGCAGAGGCAGAGAGCCAACUCAACGGCAUAUAUGAUAGCGCACGCGACCGGGCAGACGCGGCCGGGGGGGGGGCAGCGCUGCCGCCCGGCCCUGGCGGGCGAUGGGCGGGGCGGGGCGAUGGGCGGGGCGGGGCCAGGCCGCCGCUUGCGCUGCGCCUCCCGGGCGGCAGGGGGCGGAGCGGGGCCGGGCCGAGGCCGCUCUUGCCGCCGGGGGUAACCAGGCGUCCGGGCCCGGGCCGCGCUCCCUGCUGCGGGGCCGGAGGCCGGAGGCUGGAGCCCGCCCGCGGUUCCGCGGCAGCAGCCGGGCAUGGCGGCCCCGGGAGCGGCCCGGGGCUGGGCUCGGCGCCCCGGCACGUCGGCACCGCGGAGCCCCCGGACGCGGGCUGGGAGCGGCUGCGGGAGCUCUGGCACCGCGAUGAACUACAGCAGUACCCAGAAGAAACUCUCAACAUUAUCAAAGCUACGUUUUCAGGGGCUGUCAUUGGCUGGAUGUAUGGAGGUUUGCCAGCUUUUCAGCAUGCGAAGACACAAUAUAUUGAGCGGAGCCAAGCAGAGAUUUUUCAGAACCGUCUGGAUGCUGUGCAAUCUGCACAUCGUGCUGCACUCAGGGGAUUCAUCCGUUACGGCUGGCGCUGGAGCUGGAGAAUUGCUACUUUUGUGGCAAUAUUUAACACAGUGAGCACUGGUCUGUCCGUGUACCGCAAUAAAACCACCUUCAGUCACUUCGCUGCCGCAGGAGCCGUUACAGGAGGCCUGUUCAGAAUGCAUUUGGGCCUGAGCAAAAUGGCAGCUGGCAGUGUCCUUGGAGCAGCAUUCGGCAUCCCUGCAGGAGGGCUGUUGAUGGCAGUGCAGAAGCUCGCUGGUGAGAGCAUACAGGAGAAAAGACUACGUGAAAGAAGAUUGCUGCAUGAACAGAAGUUAGCAGAGUGGAAAGCUAGGCUUAAUGUUACUGAAGCUGACUUGAAAGAAAUUGUCGGUAACACUCAGGAAGGAACCAUGGAGAGAGAUAUCGAGAAGAUCCAAGAGUUGUUAAAUCUUCCCAAGAACCCUCUGCCAUCGGAAGAUGAGAACUCGUCUGAGCUCUGACUUCAGUCAAGGCAUCUUGGAACACUGGCCUGAAUCUAUUUCUGUAUCCAUUGUUUUCGGCAGCAACAGUUUGACAACAAUGUUGUGGAUAUGUAUCAUGGCGGAGGGAGGGUUCAGGAUCUUCAACUGGAGUAAUGACCAGUGAGCUGUGUUUUGUGUGGGGGCAGCAACAGAACUCUUAGUGACUACUUCACACUUGAAUGCCCUGGGCCACAUCUUAAUGCAAUAUACACAGAGAAAGGGGGGUUCAUUAGUGCUGCAAGAGUGCAUAUCCUUAUGCCACUGUAGUGAGUGGCAUGAUGGCAGAGUCUAGGAGCUGCCACUCUCCCAAAGAAGCCUGUAAUGACAUUUUUAUCCUUAUUUGAAAACAGAAUUCAGUUUUGGUGAAACUGGCUGCACUGAUAGCGCUGGAGUCCUGCUUAUCCAUUGGCCAGGUGCAGUAUGGGCAAUGUCCAUGCUAGUUCCCGCCACUCUAUUUCUUCAGCGUACCUCAACCCAGCUCCACUAGGAACAGUGCUACAGGUUGGAAGAGUUUGGUAACUGUGGCCUACUCAGGCUUUAGGCGUUUUGCAGAAAUAAAUGGUUCUCAGUUUUCCAAAUGAGGCUUGUGACAGUGUCAGGAUCACAAAGAAAGUGCCUGACAAGGACAUACCUUGGGUUCCUCUAAAGUAGGGUGUCCUUCCUUGAGGGGGAGGGGGGGCUACAACAAGGAUGACUGAAUGUUGGCAGGAGAGCUUAGCGUUACAAACACGUUUUAACCAAAAAUUGUGAUUGUCGUAAAUUACAAAUUACAGGAUCCUCUUGGAGGAAGACUAUUGGAAACGCUAUUUAAUAGACAUGACCGCUCACAUUGUCUAGACUGUUUUGUCUGCUAGAAUCUCUCCUUAUUCUGGUCAUACAGUAUUGUAAUUGAGCACACCAGCAAGCCUGCUCCCAGGGGCGAGGAAAGUUAAGUCUCAUGGCCCCAUUCGGGCCCUUGAGGCUGACAACCCUUAUUCUCAUAGCAAGAGCAAACAACUUUGUCAUGAAAAUUUAGGGCUGGCUUUGAAUUAUAACAGUCUGUGGUUGAAAUGGCUCUGUAUCCCUUCACCACUUCAUGCUGGGCUGAAGCCAGUUUUUAGCAAUGCUUGUAGUUUACUCCCUGUAACAGUGAGGUCAUAGAUGCACGACCCUGCUCCAUGUUUUGGAAGAAAGCUCCCAACAAGGUAAAUACAGGAACCUGUUGACAAGCCAUAACAGGAGCAGGGGCUAAGUAUAUAGCUUCCCUCCCCAAGGUUCAGCCAGGUACAUGUCAUUACAUUCUGCCUAAAUGUGUUGUUCCUCCACUUCCAGGUUGCUGCUAACAUCUGCACAGCUCAGUCAGCAGAGCAUGUCCCACCCACCCAAACCCGGUUCCUCACACACUUGUUUAAAUAAGGCACUGGUUUUCAGAAAUGAGCAUAUUCUCUAUUAACUAUACUCUCAUUUUUCCAUAGAAGGAAAAAAAAUGCAUUGUUGGGGUGGACUUGUCUUGUUCCUUCACAUACUACAAGGGGAGGAAUGUGUACAGCCAUGGCUAUUCUUCAUUGCUGGCCUCACUCUUCCUCCACACCUAUGUACAGGUCAUCAACAAUGCUGCCGUGACCCCCUCUGCCCCCAACAAAUGUGUGUGUUCGCCACUCUAGUUAUGCUGAGUUGUUUUUCAGCCUUGCCCAGUUGUCAAAUUCUUUCAUGCUCACGUACUUUCUUGCUUCCCCAUUCCUUGUAAGCACCUCACACUCUCAACUUUAAUUAUGAGCUAUAUGCUGAUGUGGCUCAUUGCUCCCUCUUCCUCUUUUAAUGACUGUUCUGGGAGUGAUGAUUAAUGAGACAACUUCUUGUGCACGGUGGAAUGCGUGUUAGAAAAACCAUCAGAGCAAUGCUAGUUUUAUAGAGCUUUUUUGCAAAGUGAGGGUCAAAUUCUGUGGUUUAGCAUUAGAAGUUGAUUCACUUGCUCUUUCAGACACCCUCCUUGAUGCAUUUCCUGCCCAGUCUGUUUUUCCCUGUACUUCCUCAUUUUGUAUAAUCCCAGCCACCACUUCAGUCAUGGCUCAGAAUGGGGAGUUUAAAAAGCAUUUUUACUAGUGAUAAGAACUGGCAUGUCGCACAAAGACUGCAGGCCUUUAGUUCUGAGAUAGGUUCGAGGUAGAGGUGUGGGGGAUGUGUGUGUGCUUAGCAUACCUGUGCUGUGGCAAUGCUAUCGUGGAGGGUCCAUGGGCUCAGAGUUGAAGGGGGAUUAGGGAAGAGCCCUUCAGGCAGCUGCUGAGACUGUGCAAAGAGGCAUCAGUUACCGCUGAUGGAGUCUGUGCCUACCAGCAUGACCGACCUACUCUUUUACUGCCUUUAAUGCUGGCUCUUGCCUGGUGAGAGUGGGUGCUGACCUGGCACUGACCAAGUAUUCUGGACUCCCGCUGGCAUUAGCAUUGCGCACACCUUGCAGGACUGGGCUUUAAGGUGCAGGCCCCCUUUCCAGCUCAAGCCCCUUUGGUUGAGGCUUGUAUUGGUGUAACUCGCCAACAUUGCACAUACUCUGUACCGUGGCAGCCAGCUGGCUAGAGCCUGACCUGACAUAGGGCUAGAGCCACAAAAGGCUACAGCACCGAACUUCCACUUUAAAUCAAGUCCAGCUGUUAGCACUUCACAGCACUCAGCUGCAACCUCACGUGGUGCCUAAAUCCCAUGGGCACCAAAGCUUCUGCCAGUAACAUCCUAAUGCCACCACAUGGUUUGGUGCCUAAGCCCUGGCAAGCUCCUCUCACUAGCUCUGACCACUGGGCUAGUGGGAAUAACAGGGAGGAGGGCAGGGGCAAUGGCACCACUGCAACCAUGUUUUGCAGGAAAGGUUUGGCCUGGUACAAGUGCCUAGGGCUAGGAGACUGUUCACAGCUGUGUGUAAGGCAGCACCUCCCUCUCACCCAGGUGGCUCAGGCCUCACCGCUCGCAACUAUUUCCUAUUUACUAGCAUAAAUAGCUUCCUCUGCUCAGCAGGCUAGAUUUUGUGGAGCCCAUUCUUUGGUGCCUAACUCUGAGCCUGAAUCCCU
Molecule: messenger RNA, 4163 nt
Organism: Mauremys reevesii (Reeves's turtle)
Lineage: Eukaryota; Metazoa; Chordata; Testudines; Geoemydidae
Gene: TIMMDC1
Product: translocase of inner mitochondrial membrane domain containing 1
Exons: 8
Coding region: 1-1104 (367 amino acids)
Cellular component (GO): mitochondrion
Source: RefSeq, a predicted model, not a curated record